ACCUCGCUCCGGUGUGUCACAUUAUUCCGCACCAAUCGUACUUGUUCUCUGCGAAUUAUCGGCACCAAUACUUGCGCGUCCAUGACGUUCACGUCAUACGGUACAUGAUCAACAAGCACAAAAAAAAAAAGAAGAGGAAAUAAUAAAAAACCGGCCGCGACGUAAAGAGAUUUGUAAGAUCGUGCUCUUCUCUUUUGGACUUAUUACGAUGAUUUGCUGAAAAGUGAAGAACCCGAGCGUCGAGAAUGGAGCACACGGGACAAGUGCUCUCCGCGAUUCUUAUCCUGUCGGUGCUGCAUUGCACAACGUCAACGUAUUUCGGUGAUGUGUCCGCGCGGCAGGUCGACGAGCCCUCCAAAAUCGGUUGGCUCUUCUCCGCCAGCCCCGUUGUUCGGGCCAAAAGGAUCGCUGACAUCGCUGUAUUCGAGCACAAGAGAGAAUCCGAGGACGAUGGUUCACCCAGGAUCAUUAACGGCCAGUGCCGCGAUAAGUUGAAUCGCCUUUGCGGUGAUAUAAUUAGGAAUAAUGAUAAAAAGGAUGAGCUUAUGCUGCUCGAGUGCAUUCAGACUUUCAAGCCCACCGAGAUAUCCGGGAUCAAUCAGAAGUGUCAGGAGGCGAUUUGGUCCUACAUCCAGAACAUCACAGAUAAUCAAAACAUAGAAAGGCUAGCCAGAAAGGCGUGCGGCACGGAAUUGGAAAGCUUGCAGUGCUCCAGCUCCGACAAGAUCCACGGGGCUUAUCUGUCCUGCCUGAUCGACAAGCGAGAGACGGUCCGGGAUCCCGACUGCAUCACUUACAUUCAGAGAUUGGAGCGGAUUGCCUUCAGCGACUUCAGACUUCUCACGCCCUUCAAGACGGACUGCUCUGGCGAUAUCAAAAAGUUCAGCUGCGACAGUCAGCAGCCGUACAGAGAUAUAUCGCAAGGUCAGAUAUUAGCCUGCCUGCAAGAACACGUCGAGCAACUGCAGCACGAGUGUAGGAGGCUUAUUCUCCAUGUGUCCGAGAUCCAAGCUGAGAAUAUCAAACUGGAUCGUCAGUUGUACAUGGCGUGUAAUAACGAUCGCAUUAACUUCUGUCCUACCAUUCGAUCGGGCAGCGGUCAAGUCUACAAAUGCUUAAUGAAAUAUAAAACCGACAGAUCGAUGAGUGCACAGUGUCAGGAGCAAUUAACGAGGAGAGAGAAGCUCAUUGCUUCUGACUAUAAGAUUAGCAAGGGUCUAGUUAAAGCGUGUAAGGAGGACAUCAGGAAUAAUCACUGCAGGCGGUCCGUGUCCGAGGACAAGGAGAUCAAGCUGGCGCAGAUCUUGCUUUGUCUGGAGUCGGCAAUGAAAAACGGCAGCAAAAUCGACGGCAAUUGUCAGGCGGAAAUGUUUGAUCACAGGAAACUACUAAUGGAAGAUUACAGAUUGUCGCCAGAGAUUGUGCACAAAUGUGCCAACGACAUUACGAUUUUUUGCAACAGUCUCGAGGUCGGCGGCGCCACGAUACACUGUUUAAUGGAGCAUACGAGAACGAGGAAGAGGAAAUCGAGAGUCACGCCGGAAUGCCAAAGAGCGUUGGAGGAGCUAAUUAUGGAAGCUGAUGCCGGCGAAGAUUGGAGAAUUGAUCCGGUUUUAAGAGAACAGUGUCAACCUGUGGUCAAUUUAGCUUGUAGAGAUGUGCACGGCGGAGAUGCUAGAGUGAUAUCUUGCUUAAUGGAACAACUGGGAACGGAGAGGAUGACCGAGGCCUGUGAGACGGCUUUAGUGCAAAUACAGUAUUUUAUUGCUAGAGAUUUCAAACUUGAUCCACAAUUGUACAGAGCGUGUAAGUUUGAUGCCGUACGUUUGUGUCAUGCAAGAAACGCAUGGACCGGCAAUGGCAAACAAAUGGAUCCUGAAACUGGGCCUCUGGUACUGCCAUGUUUAUAUCGGCAUGUGUACCAGAAAAAUAUGACAUUAAGAGCGGAUUGUUUGGAAGAGAUUAAAAGAAUCAUGAGGCAACGUGCCAUGAAUGUCGACUUGCAACCCGAGAUAGAAGAAGUGUGCUUUAAUGAACUGGCAUCACUUUGUUACGACAAAACUGCGAAGGGAGAAGAGAUUCUAUGUCUGCAGGAUAAUUUAGAGAACUUGAAAGAAAAAUGCAAGUUUGCAGUUGGAAACUUUACUGAGGAACAAGCAGAGCGUGUUGAGUUGAAUCCCAUAAUUUCUUCUGCGUGCCAACAUAUUAUGGAACGUCACUGCGAGGAGGUAUUAAAAUAUGGAAAAGACGAAGGCGAUAUGAUGGAAUGUCUGAUCGAGCAUAAAAACGAGCUGGACGCGCGCACCGAUUACAAAUGUAAAGCAGCCGUGGAACAUUUCCAACUGAUAUCUUUGAAGAAUUAUCAUUUUACGUACAAAUUUAAGGAGGCAUGCAGGCCUUACGUUAAGAGAUGGUGCACUAAAUCAAAGACGAAAGCCAGUGUGAUAGACUGCUUAAGCUCAAUCGUGCAGGAAGAUAUAAUGAAAGACUCGCAGCAUCGUGUGAUGAAGGAUUGCAGGCAACAGCUGCGGGCGCAACUUUAUCAGCAGCGAGAGAAUAUCAAUUUUGAUCCUUUCUUGCAAGCAGCCUGUGCACCAGACAUUAAACAGUUUUGUUUUAAUGUGGAACCCGGCAAUUCACAGGUAUUAGAGUGCCUGGCAUCGCACAAGUCUAAACUAUUGGACAUGUGUCAUAAACAGCUGUUUAAGGUGAGGAAACAGGAGUUUCAAGAUAGCUCCAGUGAUGUUCCUUUACUGAGCAUCUGCCGGGCUAUGAUCAAGCAGUAUUGCCAUGACGUGAGCAAAUCACAAACUUUGGAUUGCCUUAAGAAAUACAAAGACGAGCUCACUUUCGACGAUAAGUGCAAAAACAUUGUGGUUCGAAGAAUGAUUGAACAAAAUACGGAUUAUAGAUUUAACACGGCACUGCAAAAUGCGUGUGGCAUUGACAUCGACAGACAUUGCAAAGAGGUUUUGAUACACGAGCGCACUGACAAAGAACUUGAAGGAAAGGUGAUUAGAUGUUUGAAGAUCAGAUUUCGGGAAUCGAAGCUGAUGACUAAAUGCGAGCACCAAAUGGCUAAUAUUCUCAGAGAAGCUGCAUUAAAUUAUCAUUUAAAUCCGUUAUUAGCAACGAUGUGCGCGCACGAGAUUGAAACUAUAUGCCGAUCGGAUGAAAACGAACCUGGUGCUGUUGAAGAGUGUCUUAAAAGGAAAUUCAAUGCUGGAAAUAGAGAUAUGAGGGAAGAAUGUCGUUUGGAGGUCGCAGAUCUGAUAGAACAAACCAAAGCUGAUAUCAAUGUGGAUCCUCUGUUGCAGAAAGCCUGUGCCGUGGAUAUCAGCAAAUAUUGCAGUGCUAUACCUCAAGGCGCGGGAAGACAUAUAAUGUGCUUGCAAAAUGCACUGGAAGACAGCAACAAACCAUUGCAACCUGAUUGCUACAAAAUGCUGACUACGAGGAUGGAAAUGUUUAAAAAUGCUGCCAAGUUGAUCGCGCCAAACACAUUCGAGGAGUUAUACUCGACGGUGAAUCGUUCCCCAGCGCGGCGUUACUUCAUGAUCGCCGGUUUUACCAUGAUCGGGAUGAUCUUCAUGAUCGGUAUGUUCUUCGGCCGCGUGACCAGGCGAACGAUGAUAAUGAAGAACAAGUGACGACACAGCCGGGGCCCGUCCACUAGUGAAAUGACUUUCGUGAAAUUAGUCGAAGGAUUGUAAUAGAUACUAUAACACAAAUGUGUGUUGACCUGAACGACGACACGGAGUGUAAGUUCACGAGAAUAAGAGAAGAAACAUCGUCUUUUUUAUACCUUCGUUUACGAAGCUUUUAAAAUGCGGAUCUUUGUAUUUAAUAAUAUCGGGGGAAGGCUACGAGAUUUUUUGACGUGGCUGUUAAAUACACGCGCAUAAUGCAAAAAAAAACGGAGAUUGUAAGCGUCUAAGAAUAUAUGAAUAUUCGAGGAUUUAACAACGUAAGGAGAUUUAAAUAUCUAGAAAUACUAUACGUUACUGUAACAUUAUGAUUCCAAAAAUACAGGGUGUUCUAUAGGAUUUGUAACGAGCUUCGAGAGCUCUUUAUACUCGCCAGGAAGAAAUGUUUUUAAGUUCGUUACAAGAAGUAACGAAAGAAAAACUAUGUUAUUUGAUAUUAUGACUUUAUAUUCUGCAGAUCCGGAUUACCGCGAGAGAAGAGGAGAUAUUAAUUCCGAGUAGGAUUGACUUUUAAGAUUUUUAACAAAUCUGUUUUUAAAAGCAAUAAUUCUCUUGUUUUUCAAAGCGAGCGACACUACUUCAAUUUUAUCUGCGAAAAAUUUGUUUGAAAACAAGGAAUAAAAAACAGUGAAAUAAAA
Molecule: messenger RNA, 4345 nt
Organism: Wasmannia auropunctata (little fire ant)
Lineage: Eukaryota; Metazoa; Arthropoda; Insecta; Hymenoptera; Formicidae
Gene: Glg1
Product: Golgi apparatus protein 1
Exons: 15
Coding region: 246-3650 (1134 amino acids)
Cellular component (GO): Golgi membrane
Molecular function (GO): fibroblast growth factor binding
Source: RefSeq, a predicted model, not a curated record